CUCUCUCUCUCCUCUCUAAGUUCGAUGUGAUCGGCUCUGGGCCCUGCCGUGAGUUCUCGGUGCGGGCGACAGCGCUGCUGAACAUGGCGUCAGACGGGAUGAUUUUAACGAACCACGACCACCAAAUCCGGGUUGGAGUCCUGACAGUGAGUGACAGCUGUUUUCGAAACCUCGCAGAGGACCGCAGUGGCGUCAACCUCAAAGAUCUCGUCCAUGAUCCCUCCCUGUUGGGGGGGAUGAUCUCGGCCUACAAGAUAGUGCCAGACGAGAUAGACGAAAUUAAGGAGACUCUGGUGGAUUGGUGCGAUGAAAAGGAACUUAACCUCAUCCUAACAACAGGAGGCACAGGCUUUGCACCGAGAGAUGUCACGCCAGAGGCCACUAAGGAGGUGAUAGAGCGCGAGGCUCCGGGGAUGUCUCUUGCUAUGCUGAUGGGAUCUCUCAACGUCACACCGCUAGGCAUGCUGUCCAGACCUGUGUGUGGUAUCAGAGGGAAGACGCUCAUCAUCAACUUACCAGGAAGCAAGAAAGGCUCCCAGGAAUGCUUCCAGUUCAUCUUGCCAGCGCUGCCGCAUGCCAUCGACCUACUUCGGGACGCAGUGGUGAAGGUAAAGGAGGCUGCAGACGAGCUGGAGGACCUGCCAUCGCCACCACCGCCUCUCUCGCCGCCACCCAACAGUUCGCCGCGUCGCCAGACAGAGGACAAGGGCGUGCAGUGCGAGGACGAGGACGAGGAGAAGAAAGAUAGCGGAGUGGCAUCCACUGAGGACAGCUCGUCCUCCCACAUAACAGCCGCAUCCAUCGCCGCCAAGAUCCCAGACUCCAUUAUUUCGCGGGGUGUGCAGGUGUUGCCCCGGGAUACAGCCUCUCUCAGCACCACGCCCUCAGAGUCGCCCCGUGCCCAGGCUACCUCCCGCCUCUCUACCGCUUCCUGUCCCACACCCAAAGCGCGGCUCCCCUCCUGUUCAUCUACCCUAAGCAUUGCUGAGGCCUCACGGAGAGAAUUCAGGGCUCACCUGGAUGAGGUCAUCACGCUCAAGUCAAGGUACUCUACCUUGGACCAGCUCCAGUGUAGGUUGGAGGGGCUUAAAGAUGAUCGCAGGAGGACCUUCAGCUCUCGAGUGCAGUCACGAUGCAGCAGCAAAGAAAAUAUCCUACGAUCAAGUCACAGUGCGGUGGACAUCACCAAGGUCGCCCGAAGGCACCGCAUGUCCCCCUUCCCCCUCACCUCCAUGGACAAGGCCUUCAUCACUGUGCUGGAGAUGACCGCCGUCCUGGGCACUGAGAUCAUCAACUACAGAGAUGGGAUGGGUCGAGUCCUGGCUCAGGACGUUUAUGCCAAAGACAACCUGCCUCCCUUCCCUGCUUCUGUUAAGGAUGGUUAUGCUGUGAGAGCGGCUGAUGGCCCAGGCGACCGCUUCAUCAUUGGAGAGUCCCAAGCUGGAGAGCAGCCCACCCACACAGUGAUGCCUGGCCAGGUGAUGAGGGUGACGACGGGUGCACCCAUCCCGUGCGGGGCUGACGCCGUAGUCCAGGUGGAGGACACCGAGCUGCUCCGCGAGUCUGAAGAUGUAAUUCUGACUUCAGGUCUUUUUUUUAACAAUAAACAGGGCACGGAGGAGCUGGAGGUACGAAUCCUUGUACAGGCUCGUCCCGGCCAGGACAUCAGGCCCAUCGGUCAUGACAUUAAGCGUGGAGAGUGUGUGCUUGCAAAGGGCACCCACAUGGGCCCGUCUGAGAUCGGUCUCCUAGCCACUGUGGGAGUCACAGAGGUGGAGGUCCAGAAAUUCCCUGUGGUGGCUGUUAUGUCCACAGGAAACGAGUCGUUACAGCUGCUGAAUCCGGAAGACGACCUCCAUCCUGGGAAGAUCAGGGACAGCAAUCGCUCCACCCUGCUGGCUACUAUCCAGGAACACGGCUACCCCACCAUCAACCUGGGCAUCGUGGGAGACAACCCCGAUGACCUUCUCAACGCUCUGAAUGAAGGCAUCAGCCGUGCUGAUGUCAUCAUCACCUCAGGAGGAGUGUCUAUGGGAGAGAAGGACUACCUAAAACAGGUGCUGGAUAUUGAUCUCCAUGCUCAGAUCCAUUUUGGUCGUGUAUUCAUGAAACCAGGUCUCCCAACAACAUUUGCCACCUUGGACAUGGACGGUGCUCGCAAACUAAUCUUUGCCCUCCCAGGUAGAAACCCCGUGUCCGCUGUUGUCACCUGUAAUCUUUUUGUCAUCCCUGCCUUGAGGAAGAUGCAGGGCAUUUUGGACCCUAGGCCCACCAUCAUUAAAGCGAGGUUGUCAUGUGAUGUGAAAUUGGACCCUCGCCCUGAAUACCACCGCUGCAUUCUGACAUGGCAUCACCAGGAGCCUCUGCCGUGGGCACAGAGCACAGGGAACCAGGUGAGCAGCAGGCUGAUGAGCAUGCGCAGUGCUAACGGGCUCCUGAUGCUACCUCCCAAAACAGAGCAAUACGUGGAGCUGCACAAGGGCGAGGUGGUCGACGUCAUGGUCAUCGGCCGGCUAUGAUGUCACCACGGAGGGACGGAGCGUCGGCGUCAUAUAGCGAGGGUUGGAAUGGGUGGUUCACGGUGCAUGUCCACAUAUCAUUGACUAUUCUGUAAUAUGCAACGGCACAGCUAGUUUUUAUUGAUUUGGAUAACGUUGAGGUAUAGUCAACAUCUUGAUCACAACCUAGAUACAUAUGAAAGAAUUAAUUUAAAAAGAUUAUAGUAUUUCAAACAAAGAAAAUAUAACUUUUAAUGAAAAAAUCUAAUUAUAAAAAGAGAUUUAUUCUGUAAUAUAUUAUUAUGAUUAUUCUUAUUAUUAUUAUCAUUAUUCUUCUUAUUAUCAUUAUUAUAUUAAGGCAACUCUGUUCCUUUCAUUGCAAUUGCUUUGUGUGUUCAAUGCUAGACCUUAUCUAUAGCAGUAGCAUUUUAAUAGACAGCUGUAGGUGCCUGCCAGGACAAAAAAAAAAAAGAAAA
Messenger RNA from Labrus mixtus (cuckoo wrasse), 2974 nucleotides. It is a transcript of the gene gphnb, whose product is annotated as gephyrin b. Bases 84 to 2519 code for a protein of 811 amino acids. The transcript has 25 exons. NCBI's taxonomy places the organism in Eukaryota, Metazoa, Chordata, Actinopteri, Labriformes, Labridae. Gene Ontology annotation, biological process: gamma-aminobutyric acid receptor clustering; postsynaptic neurotransmitter receptor diffusion trapping; molybdenum incorporation into molybdenum-molybdopterin complex. The record is from RefSeq and is a predicted model, not a curated record. Gene Ontology annotation, molecular function: molybdopterin molybdotransferase activity. Gene Ontology annotation, cellular component: postsynaptic membrane; dendrite; cytosol.